AUGGGUUUGGGUUCUUUUAGAUCCCUGAAUUUGGCUCUAUUAUCGAAGUGGCUAUGGAAACUCAAGGUGGACUUGGAACACCUAUGGGCCCGCAUAGUCACGGCCAUACAUAAACUUGGGAAUGAUCUUAAUUAUUGCUUUGCAAAGGCAUCGUCAAGUGGUGUUUGGUCGAACAUUGCUAAAUCAUUUAGGGAAAUGGAGAAAUUCGGCUUGACGACACCAAAAGUAAUGAAGAUGGCGAACUCAAAUGUUAGAUGGAUAACUGAUUUUGAAGAAGAUGGGAAAUUAUCUGUAGCAAUAUUAAGAACAAGGCUCGAUCGGGCAACCCACCCGAUACCCGAUGGUGAAUUCACAUGGUCUAACGCGGUUCCAAAAAAGGUCGUGUGUUUCGUAUGGAGGGCAAAACAAAACCGAAUCCCAUCAAUGGUGGCGCUAAUCAAAAGAGGGGUUCCAGUUAACACUAUUACUUGUGAUGUGUGCCAAGUAAAUGAUGAAACAACGGAUCAAUUGCUUAUAGAGAGCCCGUUGGCGAAAGAAGUGUGGUCAACGGUGGAACAAUGGUGUGGUUUAUCGAAUUCCUUCCUGGAGUGUACUACAGUCCAGGAGGUGCUGGCGAAGGACAGAAGAUGGAGAAUUGAUAUUGCAAUUGCACUACAACUUCGAGGUUGUUAUUUUCUGGUAGUUGUUUUAAAGGUCAGAGCAAGCAUGUUGAACAUGAGCUGCUAA
Lactuca saligna is the source of this 726-nucleotide messenger RNA. The record is from the annotation of a GenBank genome assembly. Lineage: Eukaryota; Viridiplantae; Streptophyta; Magnoliopsida; Asterales; Asteraceae.